AUGAUCCGGGAGCUAGUUAAGUGGUCUCGCAACCCUCAAUCAAGGCGUGCGGUGGCCACGAAAUACCUGCAGCUGGUGCGUUCCGUUUUGCGGUUGGAGCCGCAUAUCCCCGAGGUGGUACCUCUGCGCUGCGCGGGGCUGCGGCGGAUGGCUUCUGCGUGUGCGGUCUUCGGGGCCCUGGCGCUGCUGCUGCUGCUGGGCGGCUGCGACUUGCUGGGGCUUAUGGCCACCAGCCAGGACUUCCUGGCGGCCUCCGCCUCUGGCGGCCUCCUGGGCUUGCUGGGCUUGUCCACCUUAGCGCAGUUCCUCCAGCAUUUGGUUUUGAUCAUCUUUCAGGUGGUGGUCGCAGCUUCCGCUCAGAUGCGGUACGAGGUCUACGGCCUUUUCGACCAUCGCUGUGGGUACUUGGUAGGUUCCAGUGAUUUGGACACUGCGUCCUGCCCCAACGCUUGGCACGUGCCGGUAGACGCCUUGGCCAUGGUGAUGCUCGUCUUCGGCUUCAUCAUGUGUUUUGUCCUGGUUUGGCUUCUGCCCUUCCGGCGCUUCGUUGAUGCGCCGGCCGCCCGCUGGACGGUGGUGCUCGUCCGCCGCGCACUGCGGCGCAGCUAUCUGACUGGCGAGAGAAAGGCGCCGCGCACGCCGGCGCCCCUUUGGCCGCUCUCUGCGCUGCUGGUGUCUCUGGGCGUGUGGCCGGAGCCAGUGGCAGAGCUGGAACAAAUCUCCGGGCGCCUCGAGUGGCUUUUGCCGCAAGAGAAGGAGGAGGAGGAGGCUCCAGGCGCCAGCUGGGACUUUGCGAGCUGGCGGUCUGGGGCGCUGGGUGUGGCACAGCUCUACGCGUUGUGCUGGGUGCCGUUACCAGGGAUUGGGCCGGUGAUGUGCAAGUUCGGCCUCUACCUCAACAGGCGUGUGAUCUUCGCCUUUAGUCGAGACGGUCCCUCGGAGGCGGAGCCCUCGGUGACCUUCGAGAGCACCAAGGCACGUGAGGAAGGAAGCCUUCGGCAGCUGGCGCUGCAGGACAUCGGCUCGCAGAGUUGGGGAUGCUGGCAACAGGGCUUCCGAGCAAAGGCGUACGAGCGGUUCCACUCCACCGUGAAGGUCCCUAUGGAUGCCUUUGUUCAGCUCGGUGAAACAUAG
Molecule: messenger RNA, 1134 nt
Organism: Effrenium voratum
Lineage: Eukaryota; Dinophyceae; Suessiales; Symbiodiniaceae
Source: the annotation of a GenBank genome assembly